AUGAGUUAUAAAAGAAUUCUCUCUAUUCAGUCGUACGUUGUAUACGGUUAUGUGGGCAAUAAGUGUGCCACUUUUCCUUUACAACUACUUGGCUAUGAAGUAGAUGCUAUAAAUAGCGUACAAUUUUCUAACCAUACCGGUUACAAUUACUACUCUGGUUCCACCUUGGAUGGCAAACAGUGCAAAGAUUUGUUUACAGGCCUUAAAAACAAUGGUCUUCUUUGUCAUUCGCACAUUCUAACCGGCUAUAUGGCUUCCGAGUCUAUUUUAAAAAGUGUAACCUAUAUAAUUAUGGCUUUAAAAACCAAAAAUUCCGCAAUUGUUUAUGUUUGUGAUCCGGUCCUUGGCGAUAACGACCGUCUCUAUGUUUCCGAAACUUUAGUCCACUUAUAUCGUAGUGAGUUAUUGCCCCUGGCGGAUAUUAUAACUCCCAAUCAAUUUGAAGCGGAAAUUCUUUCAGGAGUUAAAAUAGUCGAUGAUCGUUCUGCUAAAUGUGCUAUGGAGGAUCUUUUAAGGAGGGGCCCCCUAACAGUCGUUAUUACUAGUUGCAUCUUUCCUGAUGACGACAAACAUUUGCACAUCUUUUGCAUGAACAGAAACAAUUUUUAUUUUAAGCAAACUGUCCGAAAAGUUGAGGUUUCAGGGACAUAUACUGGAACCGGCGACUUGUUUUCUGCCCUUUUUCUUGCUUGGAUCGACAAAGAAAAUUAUAACUUCGAAGUGGCUUGUAAAAAGGCUUUGGCUACGUUACAACAUAUUAUUUUAGAUACAAAAAGAUAUAUUGAAGAAAAUAAGUUUAGCGCUUCCAAUGAAGCUGCGCUACGAGAGCUGCGCCUCAUACAAAAUAAAGAAGUUAUCGAGAAUCCCCCUGUUAAGCUUUUAGAGCGCUCUUAA
Messenger RNA from Zophobas morio, 894 nucleotides. Its product is annotated as pyridoxal kinase-like. Gene Ontology annotation, molecular function: pyridoxal kinase activity. The record is from RefSeq and is a predicted model, not a curated record. The transcript is spliced from 7 exons. Gene Ontology annotation, biological process: pyridoxal 5'-phosphate salvage. NCBI's taxonomy places the organism in Eukaryota, Metazoa, Arthropoda, Insecta, Coleoptera, Tenebrionidae. Bases 1 to 894 code for a protein of 297 amino acids. Gene Ontology annotation, cellular component: cytosol.